Messenger RNA from Closterium sp. NIES-65, 2589 nucleotides. NCBI's taxonomy places the organism in Eukaryota, Viridiplantae, Streptophyta, Zygnematophyceae, Desmidiales, Closteriaceae. The record is from the annotation of a GenBank genome assembly.
AUGGCAUCAGCGCAUGUGAUGCUGAUGGCCCUAUGGGUCGUGACGUGGUUAACCGCACUCGCCUUCGUCCCUGCAACACUCGCUGCAAGCCCUGACACGGAGGAGCUGUUGAACCUCAAAGCGGCGUUCAUGGCGUCAAACCCCGCGGCGUUGCAGUCCUUCCCAGACGACAUCGACCCGUGCAGCGCGGAGUGGCAGGAGAGGAUCAAGUGCAACGAGCAUGGCCGGAUCAUAGAGCUCAAUCUCGCCAACGAGCUGCUCAAAGGGCCAAUCCCAGGCCGACAGCUGGCGCAGCUGGAUGCAUUAGAGCGCCUAAAUUUGGGGUACAACUCUCUGACUGGCCCCAUUCCCAAGGACCUUGGCUCUCUCAACGGCCUCACUUUCCUGUCGUUUGAGGCGAAUCAGCUGGAGGGGCCUAUCCCGGACUGGAUGGCGCCACUGCUCUCACGGCUCAUUGAAAUUCGCUUCGCCAACAACCAGUUCAACGGCUCUCUGCCUAGAAGCCUCGGCACCCUCCGGAAUCUAACCACCCUGGACAUGGGCAGCAACAAGUUAUCGGGCGAGCUACCACCACAGCUAGCCUACUGCAGUAACCUCAGACUCAUCUCUUUUCCAGCCAAUCAGCUGUCGGGUCCCAUCCCGGAGUGGCUAGGGAACCUCAAGCAGCUUGAAGUCCUGGAGAUGUACACCAACGGGCUCUCAGGCCCCAUCCCCUCCCAGCUGGCCCUUGCAGUGUCCCUCCACUCCAUUGCCAUGGACGACAACCAGCUCUCAGGGCUGCUCCCCCCCCGAGCUAGGGGACCUACCCAAAUUAUCCGCCAUUCGUUUUCUCUCUCAUCCCUGUGUGUCUGUUCUGUUGCUCUCCUGAAUUCCCUAUCCCCGCUUCCAUCACACCCCUAUCCCCGCUUCCAUCACACCCCUCUCUUCCUUUCCCUCCCUCCGACUUCUCCCACCAACAUGCCCUCUCCCCCAUGCCCUCUCUUCCUCCCACAUGCCCUCCCCCGCAUGGCAGCUAUGUGGCGAACAACAACCUGGAAGGCCCCAUCCCGGACUCAUACACACAUGCGCUCAAGAGUCCUCCCAAUGCGCUCUUCCCAUUCCCUCACCCCCAUGCCCUCCUCUUGCCCCACAUGGCAGCUAUGUGGCGAAAAACAAGCUGGAGGGGCCCAUACUGGACUCCUACACAUGCACUUAAGAAUCCUCCCCAUAUCUCCCUGCCAUGCCCUCCCUGCCAUGCCCUCCCUGCCAUGCCCUCCCCCCCAUGCCCUCCCCCACAUGCCCUCCCCCCCAUGCCCUCCCCUUCAUGGCAGCUAUGUGGCGAACAACAAGCUGGAAGGCCCCAUUCCGGACUCAUACAGCAAGCUCGAGUCGCUCAUGUACCUGUGCGUGCUGCUCUCUCCCUCUUGCCACGCUGCACUUGGGGACGUGAGCUACAACGAGGGUAUAAACGGCACUAUCCCAGAGUUUCUAGGGAAAAUGGCACGCAUCCAGUCCAUAGCCUUUGAGUAUUGUGACUUAACCGGCCCCAUCCCAGCCAACCUGGGCGAGCUGCAGAACAUAGUCGAGAUCUUCCUCGACAACAACCAGCUCACGGGGGACAUCCCGCCCUCCCUGGGUCAGCUCGUGACGCUCAACAAGCUCUUCCUCAACCACAACAUGCUCUCGGGGGCCAUUCCCGUGGAGCUCUGUCAACUCACCAACAUCUACGACCUGAAUCUGGCCCGGAACCAGCUUCAGGGGGGCAUUCCCGCGUGCUUGGCACAACUGCCGCACCUAGCAACACUAACCUUGUCUAUGAACCUGCUUACAGGCCCAGUCCCGGAUGUCACCAGCACCAACGCUGUCAAGUUUGAGUACAACGGCAACUGCCUUGACAACGUGCCGGACCAACAGGACGUCUGCGCCGCUCCCACCACCACUCCUCCCUCCACAGACGGAACCCCCCCUUCAACGGACGGGACCCCCACUGACGGAACCCCCACUGAUGGGACCACCGCCAAUCCCCCCACAGCUGACGGCACCACCACUGACGGCAGCAGCAGCGGUGGCGGCGAUGCUGCUUCCCAGGAGUAUCCUCCUCCCGCUGAGGCUGCUGCUGCUUCAGUCUCUGCUCCUCCCCCUCCUCCCCCUGCCAACCAAGGUGCGUUCAGCUUUUUCAUCUCAGGGGUAGCAGCAGCAGCGGUGGCAGCAAUGCUGCUUCCCAGUAGUCGCCUCCCCCAGCCAGGGCUCCACCACGGCAGCAGCGUGUGUUCUGUGCUGUGGGGCUUCUUUAUAGUCUUCAAAGCUCUCUGCAUCUCCCCUCUCGCCCUCUUCCCCCUCCCUCCCAUCCUGCCCCUUCCCCUCCCUUCCCCCUCCCCCACUCCUCUCCCCCAACCCCUCUUUCCUCCUCCACGUAUUCGACCAAUGUACGUCCCCUCUCUCCCUCCCUCCCCUCCGCCCUCCCCCCCUUCUCUCCCUCCCUCUCCCUCCUCUUUUCCUUCCUCUUCUCUCUCCUCUCUGCCUUCCUCUCCUCCUCCUCUCCCUCCUCUUCGCUCUCUAUUCCCCCUCUCUCCCUCAUUACAUCAGGGUCAACGCCAGUGCCCGGCAUAA